AUGGAAAUCGACGCGAUGGAAAUCGACGCUCAAGAGCUUUUAGACGAGGAAGUUCAAGACCCGGAGGACGAAAACCAAAGUUCCGAGACCGCGUUUAAAAACAAAAUAGCGAUCGUGCAGGAGCGUCGGGACUGGGUUAAAGAUUUGAAGGGACGGACCACUAGUGCCACAGAAAAGGAUUGGUGCGAUUCUAUGUUAGCCAAAACUGAUGAGGAGCUACUUGAAGAAGAUGAGUCUUGUUUUAAGGAACGCAACCCUCGAGAUGGGGCGGAAGAACAAGGCCCGAAUGACAGAAAUCAAAGUUCUGAGCAAGGCCAGGAUACGAGAGGAAACAACGAUGAGCAACCAAACAACAAUACAAGCGUUGGAACCGGACUUAAUCGUGGCCAACCCGGGCAUUUUAAGAACGAACUUUCGCCCAGUGGAAAAGAAGGAAAUGGCUUGAAACAAGCAACCUUUGACAACGAUGACAAGCCAUUGGUUCCCUUUCCCGGAAGCGCUGCGGAUGGAAAAGUCAAGACUGUAGGGUGGCUCGGUGGCCGGGGUGCUAGAUAUAUCAACAUGUAUGGCAGCAAAAGCGCACCGAGGUAUCGCAUUGAGGAGUACUGCUAUCCCCCUAGAUAUAGGAUAGAAAACGGCUUGGGGCGUUUCAGCAGCCGGUCGCCGUCUGUCGGCCUUAUCCACGAUACAGUUGAGCAGAGACGGGCAGAAUCCCUAAAUCCGGUCUCAACAGCUCAGGAGCGCGUUAAAGCACCAAGUCAGACGGCCAAUCCCACUCCGGAAAAUGCUUCGAUCGCCCGACUUCUUGCAAUGCCCCCGGCUUCCGGAGAACUGAUUCCCAUAUUCAACCAGUUCCUCAACUUCAUGCAGUCCGCUCAGGCCUCUACCCCGGCUGCGCUACCCAUGUAA
Pyricularia oryzae 70-15 is the source of this 909-nucleotide messenger RNA. RefSeq lists its product as uncharacterized. NCBI's taxonomy places the organism in Eukaryota, Fungi, Ascomycota, Sordariomycetes, Magnaporthales, Pyriculariaceae. Bases 1 to 909 code for a protein of 302 amino acids. The transcript has 3 exons. The record is from RefSeq and is a predicted model, not a curated record.